AGUUUCUCGGAUCAUCGCAAAAAGCGCAUCGCUUGACGCAGCCGCUGUGGUAUUGCACCGCCAUCUCGUUUGUUUGUUUGGUUGUUUGAGGUCACCGCGCUGCGCUGUACAGUCGCGCCGACAUCAAAGGACAACGGCGUUGGUGGAGGUCGGCGGUCAAGAAAGAAUCAGCCGGCAGAGCUCGAGAAAGGCGGGAGAUGCGACGCAUUGGUUGUCGUGGGCGGUCGUCCGAAUCGUGCGCGACGCCGUGCUGGACCGCGCUACGCUGCGUCACCACCGGCGAUCAGCACAGCUACAAGCCCGGCCGUUUCGCCAAGGCGCUGCGCUCGCUCUUCGUGGCUCUCACGCCGACCUCUCUGAAGAAGCGGAUUGCAAUCCGCAUGCAGAGCGGGAUGGAGCGCGCGGAGGAACUGGAAAAGGAGCAGCAGUGGCUGAAGAAGCACGGCUCCCCGCUGCGGGUGAUGGGACUGCCGGACCACGCCGAGUUGACUGAGAUACGCGCACGCUACCGCACGCUGGUGCUGGAGACGCACCCCGACACCGCCACGACCGCCGCAGGUGAAAGCGAGUACGCGAUCCUGCAGACGGCCUACGGGAUGUCAACGAAUCCAGUUAGCUUGUGGCACCAGAACGGGUCAUCGCCGGUGCUCUAUAGACAGCUUUUGGCAGCGUCGAGGCAGAAGGUGCGCCGCCUUGACCGGGUGCGCCUCUUUGCAAUCUUCUCCUAUGCGGUGAUGCUCCUCCUCGUGCUUUUCUUUUCGGUUGUGGUGGUCACGAACGCCCUAGAGGCGGCGCUGCAGUUCUUUGAUCCUGAAUUCUAUCGCUUCAUGAUUCAACAGGAGAAGGAGGAAGAGCGGAAACGCAUGGCGGGCGAGUACGUCGACACCGACCCGAAGCGGCUGGCCCCCACCGCCGUGCGUCGGCUUCUCUUUCCCGGUCAGUUCAUCCACGACGGUGCAGAGAGGAAGUCUGGGGGCGAUUAA
Messenger RNA from Leptomonas pyrrhocoris, 983 nucleotides. Its product is annotated as putative mitochondrial chaperone protein DNAj. NCBI's taxonomy places the organism in Eukaryota, Euglenozoa, Kinetoplastea, Trypanosomatida, Trypanosomatidae. The transcript has a single exon. The coding region runs from base 198 to 983 and encodes 261 amino acids. The record is from RefSeq and is a predicted model, not a curated record.